This is a messenger RNA of Letharia columbiana, 2499 nucleotides long. RefSeq lists its product as uncharacterized. The record is from RefSeq and is a predicted model, not a curated record. Bases 1 to 2499 code for a protein of 832 amino acids. Gene Ontology annotation, biological process: DNA-templated transcription; regulation of DNA-templated transcription. The transcript has 4 exons. Gene Ontology annotation, molecular function: zinc ion binding; DNA binding; DNA-binding transcription factor activity, RNA polymerase II-specific. NCBI's taxonomy places the organism in Eukaryota, Fungi, Ascomycota, Lecanoromycetes, Lecanorales, Parmeliaceae.
AUGGCUGGCCAGGUCUUAAGUUCGGCUCAAAGGCCACCGCCAUUGUAUCCACAGGCCACUCCAUACACCAUAUCAUCGGCUCCGUCUGGCGCAACUCCUCUACAGAGUCCUCUUACACCAGGUAUCGGCAUGUCCACUUCUGGUGCUACCAGCAGGCCCUCGAGUGGACUGGGGCCACUACAGUCUCAGCAUAGGUCCCCACCAGGAGGAUCCGCGGCAAGGUCUACUGACUUCGUUCAGUCUUACCAUUCCACAAUGACACCGCCUGGGGUGUCGUUACCUGGCUAUGCAGAGAUCGGUCAUCCGCGUGGAUCUCUUGUACCAAACAUGUAUCCGGACUCCAACGGGACGGCUACUAGCCUGCAGGGACAGAAACGUGCUUAUCGACAACGGAGAAAGGAUCCAAGCUGUGAUGCGUGUCGAGAGCGUAAAGUGAAGUGCGACGCCACCGAAAGCACGAGCUGUACAGAAUGUACCAGUAGGAAUGUGAAAUGCCAGUUCACAAAAGAGACAAACAGGCGCAUGUCCAAUAUCAGACACAAUCAGGACCUUCAGAAAGAAUUAGCCCAGGCAAAAUCACAAGUGAAUCACCUUCGCUCGAUCUUGGGAUCCGGGGAAGGUGCGAGUCCGGUCCAUGGUAUCUCUGCUUCGGACCCUCUUCCCCAAACCCACCCUCUUGCGCAUCUCCCAGGUCCAGAGCCCUCAAACCUUCACAAUAUGUCUCAUCUUCCAGGACCGGAGACCACAUACUUUCCACGGUAUGUAAGUGAGCGAUUUUCAGGGUACGAAGAAAGACAGCCAAAAAGGCGGAGGACAAUGGCUCCACAGGAUUUGUCCAGGAUAGGUUCCACUAUGCAGCAACGCGGUAGGGGCAUCUUCAAGCCGCCGUAUCCGCAUCAACAAAUUAACUCAUCGGACCUGUUCUCGUCUUCGCUUCCUGGACUUCCUCCGAAGCAUGUGGCAGACACUCUUAUGCACCAAUACCGAACCACGCUUCAUCCAACGUUACCUUUGGUUCACUGGCCAUCGUUCCAAGAGCAAUAUGACAGUGCUUAUAAGAAUGGGUCGCUGCAUGGUGUUCCGCGAAUAUGGAGUGCUCUUUUGUUUGCCGUCUUCGCUUGUGGAACGCUGCAUCGCUCUUGGUAUGAUGGCCAGAAGUAUUUGGAAAUAUCCAAGUCUCUUAUAGAUAUGUGGACUGAAGACCUUACCCUUGAUCAUGCACGUGCUGCGCUUCUCAGCAGCAUAUUUCUCAUUGAAAUGAACCUCAAAUCUGCUGGCUGGACCUGGAUUGGUUUUGCCGUGCGGAUUUCUUUUGAUAUUGGCCUGCAUUGCGAAGCUGGAACCUGGCCUGCCAUUGAAAGGGAGAUGCGCCGACGUGUUUGGUGGUGUGUGUAUGCCUGCGACUGCUUGCUGUCGCUGGAAUUGGGGCGACCUUCCUUGACCAAAGAGGAAGACUGCAAUGUUGGCAUGCCAAGUCCUAUCGAUGACCAGUAUAUGAUACCGGGAAUUCCUUGGGCCUCCUCCCCAGAUCCAGAGCAAUCAACGUCGCCCCUUCUCCCUAUGAUACAGGUCAUCGGUGGCAUCGCUAGACUUUUACGGGUUCUUAAAAGUGAUCGUUUAGCUAAAUCUGCAUUGCAAGCUUAUGAUUUGCACUUCAACCAAUGCGUUAAUGCAUUCCCUGCACAAAAACAACGCCGAGCCAAUGGCUACAUCCAUCCAACUGAGCUCCCACCCCUUAUAUACCUACAAAAUGCUCGGCUCAUGCUUCAUCGACACAACUUAACGCCUACCUGCGACUCCGUUGAAAGGUCUACCGCAAUUGAUCAAUGUGUACUUGUUGCAAAAGAUACUGCCGGAUUCCUUCGCCGUUGCAUGCAGCCACCUGGGGAGCCUCGAUCACACGAAGCAGAGCAAAACGACACUUGGGAAAGCCGCAUGAUUUCAGCAAGCAGUGCUUUCUUUUGUACACACGUCUGGCGCUGCACACUCUUUCUGUGCUUUCGCCUCGAUUUUGAGAGCGCGCUUUCAUGUGCUCGAGCGAGCGCCACUUUGGGAAACACGCGUCCAGUCAAUGUAGACUGUGGCCGAUAUCUCGAGUUCUUUCUCCACGAGAUGACAUCUAAGCUGGAUCAUAGAGUCCAGAUCGACACGGACGAGGAGAUGAUCGCAUACGUGUCUGGGGAUCUCCAGGGUAGCUUCGAGAAUUCGUGGAUAUGGCAAGAAGGUAAAGGUGGUGUACAAAUAUCAAGUGAAAAAGAUAAACAAGAUUUGAAACGAAUUCUUUCACCAGCCAGGCCUCAAACAAAGCAGUCCGACUGGAAUGGGUGGGACGACGUCUUGAGGACCAUUGAAAGGUUGUCGCGCAAGAAGGAACAAGAGCAACAGCAUCUUGCUAUUCAGGAAUCGUCACUACGGCCAUCCAUGAUGUUACCUCCUCUGGCGCCAUCGCCAAAUUCCAUGAGUCCGUCAAACCGAAUGAGCAUCAAAGACCUGAUUUAG